UAAUGACCGAAGCUAAUUGCAUGACCAUUGAUUUCUAAUUGAUCUGCACAUAUCGAUAAUGUUGCUUGCGUUUGUUAUUCUAUUAUGUAAUAUUAAUUUUAUAUAUCCCAAAAACGUGAAACCUACUAACCACACGAGACCGUCGUCUAAAUACGACAAUCCUAAUUUCAUUAGAGACAGAUAUUAUGAUGAAAUAUGGAAACCGAUGGUUAGCGACAGCUGGAAGAACCGUUUCCGCCAACCAUUUCAUCCAGCGUGGAUGGAUUACUGCGAUCCUUAUCAUUGUAACGAUUACCACAAAAUAGCCUGCGGUUUGAACCGGAUGACAAUGAGGUUCAAGUGGUUUCAGAGCCAAUGCCACAUCAUUCUGAAUAAUAUGUGUUCAAACUACAGGGGAUCUCUGCAAUACGACGUCGUAGAUACGAAAUACUGUUCGUAUUACGUAAUGUUCCUACGGACAGGUUGUCCGAAUGUCUGUCCUGAUGUAUUGGAGCCAGUUUGUUGUAUGAGCACCGUCGAUAGCCAUGUGGUAUUGUUUAAGAACAGUUGCGAAAUGGAAAAGGCUAAUUGUAAAGGCGGAAUGUUGGAAGAAUACGAAUCAAUUGACCUGCGAGUAUGCCGAGAUUUAUUGAAAAAAUAAAUCUUCUGUUUGGAUAAACAUACCAAUGACAUAUUACUUCCUGUGAAAUCCAAUAAACUAUGUUUUAUUAUCUGUUA
This is a messenger RNA of Danaus plexippus (monarch butterfly), 717 nucleotides long. RefSeq names its product U-Kazal-Dg21.2-like. The record is from RefSeq and is a predicted model, not a curated record. The transcript is spliced from 6 exons. Bases 59 to 640 code for a protein of 193 amino acids. NCBI's taxonomy places the organism in Eukaryota, Metazoa, Arthropoda, Insecta, Lepidoptera, Nymphalidae.